Zootoca vivipara (common lizard) is the source of this 1478-nucleotide messenger RNA. The record is from RefSeq and is a predicted model, not a curated record. Lineage: Eukaryota; Metazoa; Chordata; Lepidosauria; Squamata; Lacertidae.
UCAUCAUGUCUACUAGUAUAUACCAAAAUGAAGACUGCCACCAACAUCUAUAUUUUCAACCUUGCCUUGGCAGAUGCCUUGGCAACAAGUACGCUGCCAUUCCAAAGUGUGAAUUACCUCCUGGGAACAUGGCCGUUUGGUACCGCCAUUUGUAAGAUUGUUAUCUCCAUAGAUUACUACAACAUGUUCACAAGUAUUUUCACUCUCUGCACGAUGAGUGUGGAUCGCUACAUAGCAGUUUGCCACCCAGUCAAGGCUCUGGAUUUCCGCACCCCCAGAAAUGCCAAAAUUGUCAACGUCUGUAACUGGAUUGUUUCUUCAGCCAUCGGCAUCCCAGUUAUGGUGAUGGCAACCACCAAAGAGAGCAAUGGAUCUGUUGAUUGCACACUUAUAUUCUCUCACCCAGCAUGGUAUUGGGAGAACUUGCUGAAAAUCUGUGUUUUCAUCUUUGCCUUCAUCAUGCCUGUCCUAAUUAUCACGGUAUGCUAUGGGCUCAUGAUUUUACGCCUGAAGAGUGUCCGAAUGCUCUCUGGCUCCAAGGAGAAGGACAGAAAUCUUAGAAGGAUCACCAGGAUGGUCCUCGUGGUUGUGGCUGUCUUCAUCGUCUGCUGGACCCCCAUCCAUAUUUACGUUAUCAUUAAAGCCUUGGUCCAUAUCCCAGAAACUACUUUCCAGACUGUCUCCUGGCACUUCUGUAUUGCUUUAGGGUACACAAACAGCUGCCUUAAUCCCGUCCUUUAUGCCUUUCUAGAUGAGAACUUCAAAAGGUGUUUCAGAGAGUUCUGCAUCCCAACAGCUUCAACCAUAGAGCAACAAAACUCCACCCACAUCCGACAAAACACUCGCGAGCAUGCCUCCACCGGCAACACGGUGGAUAGGACUAACCAGCAGCUGGAACUUCUGGAGGCUGAAACCACACCUCUGCCGUGACAGGGGCCCCUGCCGUGUAGCAACCCAAAACCAGUGCCACUGGGUGGCUGUGCUAUAAGUGUGGUGGGGAUAUGGAGGAGACUGGUGCUCUCUCUUGCCCACCCUGCCCAAAGGCAAGUUGCCUGCAUAUAGUAUCCAUCAGAACAAUUUGCCCCUGUGGCAAAAUCCCAUUGCACAAAUAACUUCAAAAGAGAGUCUGACCAAAUGGGAACUUUGCACUCAUCAUCUAUGGUACUGAGAAAUCGAGCCACACAGAACAUGAUUCUGAGAUUAGACAACCUUACCUUAAACCAGACUCAAGCUACAGUGGCUCAAAGUCGGAGUAAUCCCAUCUGCCCCCCACUCCACUCCCUAAAAGGAUCAGAGGUAUGGGAAAAGGGAACCCAGUAGAGAUUAUCACACAGAAGUACCGUACUUUUCCGUUUAUAAGACGAGGUUUUUUUACUCUAAAAUAAUGUUACAAAAUCAAAUCGGUGGGGCGUCUUAUACACGGAUAGUGCAUAUGCGGGAUGGGCAAUUGGAGCUUGUCAGCGGCGAUUGGGUGGGUG